Messenger RNA from Dendronephthya gigantea, 1500 nucleotides. RefSeq lists its product as uncharacterized. The coding region runs from base 1 to 1500 and encodes 499 amino acids. The record is from RefSeq and is a predicted model, not a curated record. Lineage: Eukaryota; Metazoa; Cnidaria; Anthozoa; Malacalcyonacea; Nephtheidae. The transcript has a single exon.
AUGGGAGAAGAUGAAGGUUAUAAAGAAGCGAGAAGGCUGCUAAAGGAAAGAUUUGGACAAGACUAUAGAGUUGCUGCUGCACACGUACAGGGGCUUAUAAACGGACCACAAAUUAAGAACGAAGAUGGGAUCGCCCUACAACAGUUUUCGGUGCAAUUGACAAGUUGUACAAACACUCUGGAAAAGAUCGGAUACUUGGACAGAUUGAACAACUCCGAUAAUCUAAAGAAAUUAAUCGACCGAUUGCCUUAUCCAAUGAGGAUCAAAUGGCGAGACAACGUUGAUCGAAUCGUGGAAAGAGAAGCCAGAGAUGUCAGUAUUAAGGACGUAAAUGACUUUGUCACCGCAAAGGCAAGAGCUACGACCCAUCCCAUCUUCGGGAAGAUUUCCACCGCCGAGAAGGCACCGAAAUUCCAGAAUCCGAAGAUGAGAAGAAAUGGAGGAGCCGCAGGGUUUUCGAGUCAGACUACCAAACAAACGCUGAAGUGUCCGCUUUGUGGGUCAAACCAUUGGUUAUCUCGCUGCGACAAAUUCCGAAAGCAAUCGCUGGAGGAACGACAAAAAUUCGUGAAAGAAAAGAAGCUCUGUAACAAUUGUCUCUCAACUGGUCACUUCGUUCGUUCUUGCACCAAACAAAGCUUCUGUAAGGUGCAAGGUUGUACCGGAACCCAUUCAACAUUCCUCCACCCAAAACUCGCUGAGGACAAGCGUGAAAGCGAAGACUCGAAGAGAAACGAGAAUAAAAGGAUUCCAGAAGAUCAAGGUAUUAAAGACGCCUCAGAUGGAGCAACCAACGGUUACGUAAAGUCACGGAUCCCAAAAUACAACUCUGUGACAGGUCUCGCGGUCGUUCCAGUCAAGGUGAAAGUAGCCGGGAGUUCUAGGACAGUAGAAACAUAUGCAUUUCUAGAUUCGGGAUCCAACACCACGUUUUGUACAGACACCCUGUUGAAGAGACUCGGCGCGAAAGGGAAAAAGACAAAAUUAACGCUCACGACAAUACAAGGCGAAAAUGAACCAAUCGAAUGCUCCUUUGUCAGUUUGGAAGUCUCCAAUAUGGAAGGAAACGCCGACAUCAAGCUACCCAUGGUGUAUUCGAGACCCAGCUUACCGAUCCCAUCUGAAGCGAUUGGUAAACAAGAAGACGUCGACAGGUGGCCCCACCUGAGCGGAGUCAAAAUUGCCACGAUCGCCCAGGACGUAGGUCUGCUAAUUGGAAGCGACGUUCCCUCAGCGUUACAGCCUAUUGAAGUAAGAGAAAGCAACGGCGAAGGACCAUUUGCAACUCGAACAGCUCUCGGAUGGACAUUGAACGGUCCAUUGGGAAGAGAAUCAACAAAAACUCCAACUGUGAAUUCAAUACAAGCUGACAGCAAACUAGAUCGACAAUUUGAACGUUUUUGUAACCUCGAGUUUAACGAUAACCAGUACGAUCCAAACCCAACGAUGUCUCGAAAUGAUCUGAAAGCCUUGAGAUCAUGGAUGAAACUGCGAAGUUAG